CAUCCUAGAUCGUGAAACAUAAAAUCCAGUUUCUAAAAAGAACUAAGCAGUAGUAAUACAUAACCUAUCACGCACGCAUAACGUAACCUCACUUUAUCCACAAGUGUGCGUCGUGCAUAUUAUAUGAUUUGAGAGUAAAAAUAAUACACGUUUUACAAUAACGAUAAUAAUGAUCGGCAACUUUCGAACCAGUAUUAAUUCGACAAGGUCAAUAUGAUCAAUUAAUUUCGCGUGAUGGGUGAUGUAACAAUCAUGUGAAUGUGUUAACAAUUGUGUUAGUGUAAAAAAAUUUCUGCAUUUGUUUUACAAGUUACACAGAGGGAGGCAUACAAACGCAUUGUUUACGCACGUAAAUAAAGCCUGUAACAAUAUUUUUCAAAUAGCAUUUUAUUUUUGAUCAAUAAAAUCUCUGAUAGAAAAAUGACUCUUGCAACAAUUCAAAAGUUCGUGCUGUCAAGCUGUAAGGCUAACAUGUAUCUUGAGGCUUAUCAGAGGAUUCUACCAAGCUUGAGUAUUUUGCAAAAAAACAUAGUGAUACAGACAGAAUUAUCUGUGCAUCGUACGUGCACAACUCAGAAAAGAUUUCUUCAUGACACGUCUUUACUACUCAAAAAUAAGUUAAAAGAGAAUGAAGACGUUCCAGACAGCAUAUCUGCGUUGCAAAUAAAAACGAGAGUAUCUAGAAAGAGGAGCGUAAUAAAUGAUAACGUGGUACCAAAGUCUAACGCGUGGAACGUGAAAGCUCUAGCCACCGCGGAAGAGUACAAUUUAGAAAAUCUAGCCUAUGGCCUGUCGGAUCAGCAGUUGUACGUUCCUAGUAAAAUAUCUACGUCUACGAAUUCCUUGCCAGAUGUCAUACACGCAGUGGCCAAAUAUGAAGUAGGACACGAGCCCCGAGAGAUCUUUUUCUUCCGAGAAGGUAGCAUUGUUAUGUGGAAUAUCUCCGAUCUCGAGUGCGGCAAUCUAUUGCAAUUUUUGAGACGUUAUGAGCAAUAUCGUUACACGGAAGACCUGAUUCAUACCGAGAGCGAGUUAAUGAAUUAUACUUAUGCGGAUCCCGGGAAAAAGAGCCACUUGAAGGAUGGCGAUAUCAUCUUGGCGCAGGAAGCGGGAAGCUUGGACAAGUACACAUUCUCCAACGCCAUGGCGCAAUCCGUCAAGUUAGGCAUAUGGGAAGCGUGGCUGAAUCGCUACGUCGACUCGAUCGAGUUCGUCACGGAGGACCUGAAAAUCGGUAAGAGACUCCGGAUGACGCAGCAACAAGUGCUGAGGAAGCAGGGCGAAUUAUUCGCCUUGAGGCAUCGUAUUAAUUUAAGUUCGGAUCUGUUGGAUACGCCCGACUUUUACUGGGAGCGAGACGAUUUGGAGAAUUUGUAUCACCAAAUCUGCGGAUACUUCAGCAUCACGAAACGCACAAGAGUGAUGAACGAGAGAUUAAAUCACUGCGUCGAACUGGUGAGCAUUUUGUCGUCACACUUGAGCGAUCGUCAUCACGUGCGUUUAGAGUGGAUGAUCAUCAUACUCAUUAUGGUGGAGGUUGCCUUCGAAGUUGUGCACUACGUUGAUCGGUAUCUCGUCAAAUAGGGAUCCAGUGGCAGCGAGAUAAGUCUCGACUUACACCAAAGAAAGAUCAAUGCAAAUAUAUUGCCUUACUAUACAUUUUCCAAGUAUUCCGUAUGUGUUAUACGGGCAUGUUCCAAAUAGAUCGUUAUUAAAUCUUCCAACAUGCAACUCAACAUCAGUCAAUAAACCAUUACAACAUUGUAUAGAAUAUUUUUUAAAUAAAAGUCCACAUGUUUUUAUGAAA
Molecule: messenger RNA, 1807 nt
Organism: Ooceraea biroi (clonal raider ant)
Lineage: Eukaryota; Metazoa; Arthropoda; Insecta; Hymenoptera; Formicidae
Product: required for meiotic nuclear division protein 1 homolog
Biological process (GO): positive regulation of mitochondrial translation
Source: RefSeq, a predicted model, not a curated record